Molecule: messenger RNA, 837 nt
Organism: Marasmius oreades (fairy-ring Marasmius)
Lineage: Eukaryota; Fungi; Basidiomycota; Agaricomycetes; Agaricales; Marasmiaceae
Exons: 4
Coding region: 1-837 (278 amino acids)
Source: RefSeq, a predicted model, not a curated record
AUGGACGGAUUGAAGAAGAAGUAUUCCAACGCCACAUUUCAAUUUCAGCUUGAAGAGUUUGAAUGCGCGAUUGCGGAGAUAGAAUCUCAGGGAAAGACGCUCGUUGUCAAAGAACACUCAUACCAUAUGAUGUAUCCGCACGUAACGCUGGACGGCGUCAAGCCUGAAGACAGACCAAUCGCACCUUUAGUAGACAAACUACUGGAUCUUCCCGAGGCUGACAGAGAGAGCAGGACCGCAACAGCACCAUUCUUCCCCAUCCCAAACCCAACAUUCCUUCCAGACCGCCUAUUUGCCACAUUCACCCCCAUUCUGACCAUUCGCCACCCGUGCCGCAUGAUUUUCUCUCUCAAACGAGCAUUGAAAACUUUGGGGGUGCCGUUCCCCGACGAGGAUAGCUCCAUGGAUACACAGUUUAAGUGGCAGCGAAUGGUAUACGACUGUUACAAGGCAUGGUUUUCCACCCCAGAGGGAAUUGAGGCAGUAGGAGGUACCUCAAUUGCGAAACUUCUGCCCAUCGUUGUUGAUGGAGAUAAACUCGUGAAUGACGCCCAAGGGCAGAUGGAGACUUUGUGUCGGAUUUUAGGACUGGAUCCGUUUGGGAUUCAGUAUUCAUGGGAUGUUCAGGAGUCUGUGGGAUAUGAAGCAUUCGGUGGGACCCUCAGCAGGUCAACUGGGAUCAUCAAAGGCAAAGACGGGAGUGAUAAAACUCCUGUUUUAGAAGAGGAGAUGGAGAAAUGGAAGGAGGAGUGGGGCAAAGAGACGGCGGAGGGGAUGCGAUUUUUGGUCGAUAAUGCGAUGGAAGACUACGACUAUCUUCUGAAACGUAGCAUUUAA